Molecule: messenger RNA, 1371 nt
Organism: Saitoella complicata NRRL Y-17804
Lineage: Eukaryota; Fungi; Ascomycota; Saitoellomycetes; Saitoellales; Saitoellaceae
Product: mitochondrial carrier
Exons: 2
Coding region: 209-1243 (344 amino acids)
Biological process (GO): mitochondrial L-ornithine transmembrane transport
Molecular function (GO): L-ornithine transmembrane transporter activity
Source: RefSeq, a predicted model, not a curated record
CGCUCCAACCACCAACAUCCAAAAGUCUAAGAAGGUCUAGAGAUGCUUGAUGCUUAGAGUCAAAGGACAACUUGCGUAUAUCUCGAGAGCACUGUAUCCCCCAUAACACCACCAUCCAUCAUCAACUUUUGGCUUUCUGUCUUAUUUCUUUGAUCAAUUGAUCCUCGAUCGACCGCGACGUGAUCUGCGAAGGGACUAUCUGUAAACCAUGCACGACUCAUCAUCACAACCAGCAAAAGACCCCGCCCGUGCGGCAUUCUUCGAUAUCCUCAAUGGAUCCAUGGCAGGCUCAGCAGGAAAACUAAUCGAAUACCCCUUCGACACAAUCAAAGUCCGCCUCCAAUCCCAACCCCACACCCUCCCCUCCCCCUCCUCCCUCUCCUCUUUAUCUGCCCCAAGUUCCGCUUUCGCUCCACCCCACUUCUCCGGCCCCCUCGACUGCCUCCGCCAAACCCUCCGCAACGAAGGCCCCACCGGCCUCUACCGCGGCCUCUCCUCACCCCUAAUCGGCGCAAUGGCCGAAAACGCGGUGUUAUUUUUCGUGUACGCACGCGCACAAACGGUGAUAAAGACGUGGCAAGGGCUGGGGGAGGAGGAGGAGUUGGGGAUUGGGGCACUGGUAGGGGCGGGGGCUAUUUCGGGGGCUGUUGCGAGUGGGGUUUUGACGCCGAUUGAGUUGGUGAAAUGCAAACUGCAAGUUCAGUCACUCCAACAUCCCACCUCCUCCACCGUCUCAGCACCGUCCCGCGGCACCGGCACUGCGGGUUUCCACACCAAAGCAGCUGGAGUGGUACACUCAGCACCGGGCCCGAUUGCUUUGAUCAAAGAAAUCUACCACGAAGCCGGCCUACAAGGCUUUUUCCGCGGCCAAACCGGCACCUUCCUCCGCGAGACAGGCGGAAGCGCAGCCUGGUUCGGCAUGAACGAGUACAUCAAACACAUCUUCCGCGCCUCGUCCCCAACCCCCCGCACAACCAACACAACCUCAGAAACCCUCAUCGCAGGAGCCUGUGCCGGAGUAUCAUACAACUUUUCGCUCUUCCCCGCCGACACGAUCAAAUCCCGAAUGCAGACCUCUACCAAGAAAGAGGGAGAGACCUUCGUGGGUGUUGCGAGGGAUAUUUGGAGGGCGAGUGGGGUGAGGGGGUUUUACCGCGGGUGUGGAAUUACGGUUGCUAGGAGUGCACCGAGUAGUGCGUUGAUCUUUUUUGUGUAUGAGAGGUUGGGGGAGGUGUUGAAGUGAGUGUGAGGGAGGGGGGGGCGUUAUAUAGAAGGCAUCAUUUGGGGUUUUGGACAAUGGAAUUGCAUUGAUAGAUGGGAAGAAUAGGCAGCAUCCGGUAUAUCAUAGGGACAGAGUAGUAUUAAUCGAUC